AUGGUGUAAGUAAAAAUUUUGAAUAUGAUAGUGCACGCUUUUUCUUCGAAGCGUGCACGUCUGUACUUGUCUUGCCGUAACAAUUACUGUUUUAUUUAGCUACCGUCCUCACGGAAUUGUUGGUGUCGGUGCUUGUUGUACCGUUGGAUCCAGCGGCUCCAAAUUCACAGAGGUUUUCCCAGGCCUCACUCGCUUCUGUGCUACUCUUGAUCUGCAUUUCAAGUUCCCUAUACGAGCCUACUCAGCUGAAGCUUUGGGCUUCAUUCCCUGCUCUUUUGAAUACAUUGUUCAGAACCUAUCAAAACCGGACGGUGGAAAUGCCUUGUUUUUGGUUGUUGGCGGAGCUCAAGAGGCGUUGGAAUGCCAUGAAAAUGUGUUUCGAUUAUGCCUGAAAACCCGAAAAGGGUUUUGUCGAGCUGCUUUGAUUUCUGGAGCUCAAUUAGUGCCGGUUUUUGCGUUUGGAGAGAAUAAAACGUUCAAGACAGCGCAUAAUCCGGUUGGAUCCAACUUGAGAAGUUUCCAGGAAUUCACAAAGAAUAUUAUUGGGUUCAGUCCUAUGGUAUUUUAUGGAACCAGCGGAAUCCCUGGCAUUCCCGGACCUUUUCCAUUAAGACAACGGUUAGAUGUUGUUUGUAAGUAUAUUUUAUACAGUUUUGUCAACACUGACAAUUAUUAAGUUAUCACAAGACAACCCUAAAACGCAUCUUAUACAUCGCGUCUGAAUUUUCAGUUGGAGCCCCAAUUCCCGUUGAAAAGACCGAAAAUCCUUCUAAAGAACAAAUCAACGUUCUCCAUCAACUUUACAUGGACCAGCUGGUCGAACUCUUCGAAAAAAAUAAAACUUUAUAUGGCGUGUCCAAAGAUUCAAAAAUUGAACUUUUUUAG
This is a messenger RNA of Bursaphelenchus xylophilus (pine wood nematode), 885 nucleotides long. Lineage: Eukaryota; Metazoa; Nematoda; Chromadorea; Rhabditida; Aphelenchoididae. The record is from the annotation of a GenBank genome assembly.